Macrosiphum euphorbiae (potato aphid) is the source of this 324-nucleotide messenger RNA. Lineage: Eukaryota; Metazoa; Arthropoda; Insecta; Hemiptera; Aphididae. The record is from the annotation of a GenBank genome assembly.
AUGACAAGUGAAAGAACAAAAAGGAGAAGAGUUAAGGAAGAACUAGAAUGUGUGCAGUUUGAUCUUAAUUUUUCAAAGCAAAAGAAAAGACAUACCUUUUGUAAAGAAGUGAAUGUGAAUUUCAAUGAUGAUUUUAUUGCUAAUAAUCCAAAUAACAAAUACUAUGAAGAAAAUAUCAGUACUCCAAUAUGUAAUAGUUAUAAACAAAAUAUUGAAGAAAACUGUUUCAGUUCUGGAACAACAUUUUGUAAUGUAUAUGAAUCUUAUUAUAAUUAUAGUUUAUUUAGGAUGGAGUCUCCAAUUAACCUAAGACUAUUUUAUUAA